AUGAUUCGUGAUAUCAUUGUUCUCUAUACUCCGCAUGACACUGUUCGAACGCAAGCUUUACAAAAGAUUGACCCAGAGUUAAAAGAUGUGUUGGAUAUAGCCACUGCAUACGAGACAACACAAAAAACAUUUUCGGCGAUCAAAGAGAACAAUAAUGAGAUGGAGGUAAAUGCAUUAUCGACCUCAAAGGGAUGUUCUCAGUCGCACACACAAUCUGAUUCAGCGAGAAAAUCUUGUCCCAGCUGUUUUGUGAAUCAUCAGAGAAGCGAUUGUCGUCACAACAAAACUGUUUGCCAUAAAAGCAAAAAAAUUGGGCAUAUAGCAGCUGUUUGUUUGAUGAGUGCGAACGAUGGGAAUGCUAGUACGGUAAAUUCAAAACGAAACAAAAAGCACAAGUCAAACAGAAGAGACAAAAUAAAAUCAAGCGGUAAAUAUACAGCUAAUUCAAUUGAACAAAUUCAUUUUAGUGAAGUCGUUGCGUCACAUGAAUGUGCGAUGGUGAAAGCUGAAUCAAGGCCGUGGAUUAUGGUGGAUGUCGUUGUCAACGGGUGCCCGAUGAGAUUCCAGGUUGACACGGGGGCAUCUUGUUCGCUAGUUGGAUUAGAGGGAUUCCAGAAAUUGGGGCAACCAAAGUGCUGUGCUACAACCAAGUCUCUCCAAGCAUACGGUGGAACACCACUAAGGUUAAAAGGAGAACUGGCUGUGCAGGUGACAUACAAAAAUUCCACACAUAAUAUGAAUUUGCUCGUAGUUGAUGGCUCUGGUGCGAACAUAUUGGGACUAGAUUGGUUUAAAGCUUUCAGCUUAAAGGUUCAACACUCUAUUUUACAAAUUAAAUCUAAUGAUUUUCUUCUCAACAGCAUUGAGACGUUAUGCAAGAAGUACGGUAGACUUUUUUCAUCGGGGCUAGGCAAGUGCACAUCCUUUCAAGCUCACUUGGAAUUAAAGGAGGGUGCAGUGCCAAAGUUUGUACGUCAUCGCUUGGUAGCCGAGGGAAUUUUGUCCUGGGUUCAGCGCACUCAAUGGGCCGCACCGGUGGUGAUCGUCGAGAAGGCUAAUGGUGGGAUACGGAUUUGUGGUGAUUUUAAAACAACGGUGAAUCCACAAAUCGUAUGCAAUCGUCAUCCACUUCCUCGACCCCGAGAUUUAUUUCACAAGCUUCGUGGAGGAAAAGUAUUCAGUAAAAUCGAUCUAUCGGAAGCUUAUCUUCAGAUUGAACUGGACGAAUCUUCGAGAGAUUAUGUGGUGAUCAACACACCUUUUGGUCUCUUACGGUUCAAUCGGUUGCCGUACGGGAUAAGCAGCGCACCAGGCGAGUUCCAAGGUGUAAUGGAACAAAUCUUUGCGGACCUGCCUGUGGGUAUUUAUAUUGAUGAUAUAGUCAUCGCUGGCACAUCGGAAGAGGAGCAUCUGCAAAUUUUGGAAGAAGUUCUAAAGAGAUUGGAAGCAAAUGGAUUUCGAUGCGUGGCAGGUCCAUUAAAUUCACUUCGUGCCAAUGGAGUUAAAUUUGUGUGGUCUGAGCAACAACAAAUAGCGUUUGAGAGUUUGAAGGACAGCAUCCUAAAAGCAACUGGGCUGGCGCAUUUUGAUGUGUCUCUCCCCAUUAUUUUGGCAACAGAUGCCUCAAGUUAUGGCAUUGGCGCAGUCAUUUCCCAUCGGUUUCCAGAUGGUUCGGAGCGGCCGAUUGCAUUUGCCUCCAAGACUUUGGACUGCCAUCAGAAACUCUAUAGUCAAAUAGAGAAGGAGGCGUUGUCGAUUAUUUUCGGGGUCAAAAAAUUUCAUUGUUACCUGUAUGGCCGUAUUUUCGAGCUGCAGACGGAUCACAAGCCUCUAACGGCGAUAUUCAACCCGAGUAAGCAGAUUCCCGAAAUGACUAUGCGACGUCUUCGGAACUGGGCGUAUAUUUUGAUGGCUUACAGAUACCAAAUAAAGUAUCGACCUACAGCGAAACAUGCCAACGCAGACGCUUUGUCACGACUUCCGAUUGGGCCAGAUGUGUCUUUCGACGAACAAGAUAAUAAUUUGCAUAAAGUAAACACUUUAAUUCUGGAAGAUUUAGACACCACUGCAAUAAAUGCAACAGUCAUUGGAAAUCUCACUAAGAAUGAUAAAUUAUUAAAUAAAGUUUCUUCGUACAUCAAGAAAGGGUGGCCGGUUAAACUGGCGAGCAACGAAAAGGAGCUGAAACCAUUUUUCGAACAUUAUGAUCGUGUCAUUAUUCCGGAAGCUCUGCAGUCCAGAGCAUUGAAAUAUAUUCAUGAAGGUCAUUGGGGCUGUUCACGUAUGAAGCAGUUAGCAAGGCGACAAAACAAUGAUGAGAGUUCAUCUGAAAAUAUGGAAAUUGAACCGAAGCAGGAAUCAUUUGAACAAGUCACACAACCAACUUCAGAAGUGCACCAGCACGCUUCCAAUCAUGCGGAUAUGGAUUCACCAGCUGGUCCACUCGAACUAAGAAGAUCCAAACGACCUAAAAAGGCUCCUGUACGGUUCCCUCAAGGAUGCUAA
Molecule: messenger RNA, 2505 nt
Organism: Eupeodes corollae
Lineage: Eukaryota; Metazoa; Arthropoda; Insecta; Diptera; Syrphidae
Exons: 4
Coding region: 1-2505 (834 amino acids)
Source: RefSeq, a predicted model, not a curated record